Messenger RNA from Andrographis paniculata, 655 nucleotides. RefSeq names its product glycine-rich protein DC7.1-like. NCBI's taxonomy places the organism in Eukaryota, Viridiplantae, Streptophyta, Magnoliopsida, Lamiales, Acanthaceae. The transcript has 2 exons. The record is from RefSeq and is a predicted model, not a curated record. The coding region runs from base 100 to 351 and encodes 83 amino acids.
CCCUAUAAAUAGAGCAACCAAUGCUCCUUGAUUCUCACCCCAAUCAUAACAACUGAAUCUCAAACAUAUAUUCAUUUCCAUUAUCUGAAUUACUUAGCAAUGGCUACUUCCAAAGCAGUUGCUGUUCUUAUCCUUUUCCUCGCAGCAUUCCUUAUGAUUGCCUCCGAAGUGGCUGCCAGAGAUCUGGCUGAGAACACUGACGCCACUCAACAAGAUGAAACUGCCCCGUGGGGUUAUGGAGGUUGGAGACAAGGUGGUGGAACAUAUGGUUCCAGCUGCCCCUACUUCUGCGAAAAUCGCUGCUGCUCUGCCACUGAGAAGGCUGAGUUCGACGCUCUGGCCAACCCCUGAAACUAGGGUUUAAGACCAAAGCAAAGCCAGAGAGGGCAUACAUUCAUGCAAUGAAUUUAUGCAUAAGAUUUAAAAAAGAAAUAAAUGAGACUUUCUCAAUUUUCAGCUCAUAUAUAUAUAUAUAUAUAUAUAUACAUGUAUGUAUGUUGUGGUUUUUCGACAACUUUCCUUUGCCAUAUACGGUGAAUAAAUAAUAGUGUGCAAGAGAUGAUUUGUAUGUUGUCACGAUCAAUCUAUCUAGGCAUGCACCGCCACUCUCAUGUAUGACUACCUCGUUACUGUUAAAUUAUACUGCUUUCAAACU